Molecule: messenger RNA, 1381 nt
Organism: Artibeus jamaicensis (Jamaican fruit-eating bat)
Lineage: Eukaryota; Metazoa; Chordata; Mammalia; Chiroptera; Phyllostomidae
Gene: TMEM276
Product: transmembrane protein 276
Exons: 2
Coding region: 520-1098 (192 amino acids)
Source: RefSeq, a predicted model, not a curated record
UGCGCUCUUCUCUUUGGUUCGAACCUCCACCGGCUGGGCGGCCGCGGGCGGGCGGAGCGGUGGGCCAGUUCCGGCCUCCUGCUUUCCGUUGCGUUAGGGUCGCUCCGGAGGGCCUCUGCUGUUGCACCUCAGGGGCUGCAUUCCGAAGACGACGCCUUCCAGAGCGUAGGGACCAGGCCGAGUGGACCUGCGCACGUCCCGCGCCACUCUCCCCCAGGCCCGGCGCCCCCACUUGGAUUCCAGGGCUCACUCACGCCUAGCACAGGCCUGCCUCUGUCUUCCCUUUUCUUUUCCCGGCCAAAAUAAGUUUUUCUUCCCCACAGUUGUGUCCAGUGACCUCAUAGCUACAGAAAGUUUCUGAUGAGCCUAUCCCAACAUUCAGAAAUGGGGCUCUGGAAACUGGGAGUCCUGGAGAGCCAUCCUUAGCGCUCCGGGUCGCGGGCUCCUGCGUUCCUUCGUCCUCUCCAAAGUUGAGGAGCCCCUUCCUGUCUCCUCAAACUCACUACCGUCCUAGGUGCCAUGGCACCCAAGCCGUGGGUUGAGUGGAGCAUGGCCCUGUCCCACCUGGCACUGGGAGUGGUGUCUCUUCAUGCAGCUUUGAGCACUGCCCAGGCAAGUCGAGGUGCUGCUGCUGGUUUCCUGCUCCAGGCGUUGGCUGCUGCCACCAUGCUGGCCUCAGGGCAGGGCACAGAUGAAGACUGUCUUACUGGAGCCUGGGUGGCCACUGUCAUUGGCCUGCCCCUUCUGGCCUUCGAUUUCCACUGGGUGAAUGGGGACCGCUCCUCUGCAAACCUGCUCUUGGGAGGAGGCAUGGUGCUGGCGGUGGCUGGUGACCACCUUGGCACAGAGGGCCGUUCUGUGGCUGGUCAGGCGGUGGUGCUCGUAGUGGCAGUAACCAUUCUCAUUGUGGCCGUUUUCACGACCAACACUUAUGGAAUGUGGGGGGGUUUGAUGCUGGGUGCUGCAGGCCUCCUGAGUCGGCUAGAGCAGGACAGACUGCUGUUGCUGCCGAGGGAGGACAUCUGUCGCUGGGUCCUGGCUGCAGGGAACUGGGCCUACCAUCGGGCCUUGCACACACAGCGCCUGCAGUGGGAGUGACAUUUGGAGACUGCAAGGCAGGUGACUGGGUUACCACUUCCCCUCCUGAAGCCUCCUUCCCUAGAGAUAGAUCUCCUUUUUCCCAAAGUGGGCUUGCUGCAGGAUGACUGGUCAGGGGUAGAGUCUGGGCACUGUCCUUCCUCUGGUGGAGUAUGGGGACCUGCCUAGACCAGAAUGAAGGGGGUGGGGUUCAGGUACAUUUUGAAGCCUGGUACUGGGCAGGCCAUGGUUGUGGAUCCAGAUAGAGGCUUGGUCUCCAAUAAACCUUAGGGAUUAAGCAAGA